Molecule: messenger RNA, 1053 nt
Organism: Bursaphelenchus xylophilus (pine wood nematode)
Lineage: Eukaryota; Metazoa; Nematoda; Chromadorea; Rhabditida; Aphelenchoididae
Source: the annotation of a GenBank genome assembly
AUGCGGUUUAUGUGGUUUUCUUUGGCCGUGAUUGGCAGCAUUCUCGUUGCACAAAAUGUUCAGGCCGAAACAAACCCCUUUGGCGUCGGAUUGGCUGAGUUAUUGCGUAAGCGAGGCAUAAAUUUACAGUAACACAUUCUUUGUUCUUUUAGCGAUUGUUAAGGACAAAGCGCCGCAAUUCCUCAACCAACUCACUGGACGUGAUCGUCAGACCUUCAACAAUGUCUUGAACGAGAACAUUGACGAACUUCCACAGGCCGACAAGGGCUUGUUCCGAAGGUUCGUCGACUUUGCGCUGAACUUUUUGGUCAGCAGCGGAAAGGUUGACAGUACUGUGGGCAGCGCUUUGAGAAAUGUAAGUCGCAUUUCAAAAGAAAAAAACAUUUUUUGAAUAUAUUUUGGGCCAAUAUUGAAACUUUAAGAUUGUCCCCUUGAUUCUUGAUGACGGAAACAACAAAGUCUCCACUACCGCCAAGAUCACACGGAUGGUCGGAAGCUUGACUCCAGAACAGCGACAGCAGAUUGAGAACAUUUCCCCCGCCUUCAAGACGGUCUUCAAUUGUAAGUCGAAAUAGGGAUAGUCCUCCGGGGAAAGUUGGCAAAUCCGGCAUUUCUGCUUAGUCGAAAUCAGGGGCAUAGUAGGGUCAAAUAGGCGCAUCUCAAAAGCUUCUUUUUGCGGACGGACUGAUAGUUUCACUUUUUGCAAGCUAGGCCUUCACAGGAGCAAGCUGCCAAUUAAGGUCUUCUGGAGGCCUGACGUAAGGCGCAAUGUGAAGACGACAAACUCUGUAGAGUGCCUUAGAUCCACGUUAAAAACGUUGGCGAUAUUUUCUGGAAGCUUUUUUAGGGGGAACGUUUAGUUCAAGGAAAUUUUUAGUUUUGCAAUUCUAGCUUUUGGGACUUUUGAGCUAACAGAGCAAAUUUUUUUAUGAACCCAACCAAUGCAACCUUAUUUUAGUGAUCGGCCUCAAUGGAGUUUCUCAGACCUCCUUCAGCCUGCCAUUAAUCACCAUGUCCACAGCUGCCUUGAUGUUCUUCUACAAGCUUAUGUAA